Suncus etruscus (white-toothed pygmy shrew) is the source of this 1016-nucleotide messenger RNA. It is a transcript of the gene LYL1, whose product is annotated as LYL1 basic helix-loop-helix family member. Gene Ontology annotation, biological process: regulation of transcription by RNA polymerase II. Gene Ontology annotation, molecular function: protein dimerization activity; RNA polymerase II cis-regulatory region sequence-specific DNA binding; DNA-binding transcription factor activity, RNA polymerase II-specific. The record is from RefSeq and is a predicted model, not a curated record. NCBI's taxonomy places the organism in Eukaryota, Metazoa, Chordata, Mammalia, Eulipotyphla, Soricidae. Bases 33 to 839 code for a protein of 268 amino acids. The transcript is spliced from 4 exons.
CCAGCGCUGGGGCAAGUCCCCUAUUGGCGUCCAUGUGCCCACCCCGGCCCCAGGCGGACGGGGCCCCCACUAUGACCGAGAAGGAAGAGAUGGGGUGCGCCCCCAGCCCCGCGCCUGCUCCACCCCCACCGCCGGCCUCACCUGGGCCCCCAGAGGUGGAUGAAGGGGCCCCUUCAGGCUCCUCCCCCCCUAGGCUGCACCCUGGGGUGCCGGUCAUCAGCCUGGGCCACUCCAGGCCCCCUGGGGUCGCUGUGGCCGAGCUCAGUGGCCUGAGGCCGUCCCUGCAGCUGUCUGCCCCGCCCCCGUUGGCCCUGCACUACCACCCUCACCCCUUCCUCAACAGCCUCUACAUUGGGCCAGCAGGAGCUCUGGGCAUCUUCCACAGCAGCAGGCUGAAGCGACCCAGUCACUGUGAGCUGGAGCUGGCUGAGGGGCACCAGCCGCAGAAGGUGGCGCGUCGCGUGUUCACCAACAGUCGGGAGCGCUGGCGCCAGCAGAACGUGAACGGCGCCUUCGCCGAGCUGCGGAAGCUGCUGCCCACGCACCCGCCCGACAGGAAGCUGAGCAAGAACGAGGUGCUGCGCCUGGCCAUGAAGUACAUCGGCUUUCUCGUGCGGCUGCUGCGGGAUCAGGCGGCCGCACUGGCCGCAGGCCCGGCCCCGACCGGGCCCCGCAAACGGCCGCCGCCGAGGGGCGCAGAGGACGGUGCGCGCCGUCGGGCUGAGCCAAGGGCGCACCGGCCACCGCCAGCACCUGCAGGCCCCGACGACAGUCACCCGGGCGGGACAGGCCGGCCCAUCAAGACAGAGCAAGGGGCCUUGAGCCCCGAGGUGCGGUGACAUCCAAGGGGGCCGCCUCUGAGCCCCGGGGGCGCCGGGGACUCGUCCAUCCCAUUCGUCGACGAAAGGGCGCGCGCUGCGCUGCACCUGCUUGGAGGCGAAUUUCCCACCCAGCCCGGAGGGGAGCCGAGAAUGGGGGUUCAGGGAGGGUCCAGAGACCCUCUUGAGACAGAGAGC